This is a messenger RNA of Haliotis rubra (blacklip abalone), 798 nucleotides long. RefSeq lists its product as uncharacterized. NCBI's taxonomy places the organism in Eukaryota, Metazoa, Mollusca, Gastropoda, Lepetellida, Haliotidae. The record is from RefSeq and is a predicted model, not a curated record. The annotation marks the transcript as partial. The transcript has 8 exons.
UGCCAGCUUACCGGGAUAAUGAGUAUCCAGUGUUCCUCAUAGCAACAGGAUCUGGCCUGGUCUUCCUCAUCCUCAUCAUCAUCAUCCUCAUCAUCAUCAUUAUCUACCAGAGGAGGAGAAUGAAGACUGCAAAACCUAUUGAGAAUCCACAGAGAACUGCACAGACCACCAGGACAGAUGUUGGAGGGAGCCAACAGAUGUACGAGACCGUGGAACUGCCAAGUGGGGGUGCUGAUAAUACAUACUGCGCACUUGGAAUGACCCAAGUGAGAGAUGACGAUCCAAUUUACAUCUAUGGCAACCUUGGAUUUGAAGAUGAAGCAAACACACGCCAAGAGACUGGAACUGCUUCGGGCCAAUCCUACGGUGACAUCCAGCUUGAAACGAGCAAUAACAUACGAAAACAAAGAGCAAAAGACAAGAAAGUAUAACCAACCAAAGCACAGAAAUACGACGACGAGCCAACCUAUCAAAACUCCGUCGUCAGGAACUAGUCGUUUUCAUAACUAAGGAUACUGACAUCAUCACUUGACUUGGACACAUAUCUGCAUUAGCGAUGUAUGUUAGCAUGUGCAUGCCUAUCUGCUAUGUUUACCAUAGUUGGCCCGAUGCCUAUAAAAGUAGCCCCAUCAUUGCAGUUUGGCUGUACCUAAUUGGCUUCUGUCCCGUUAAUCUCACAGAGUCGCCAUCUUAUUGUUAUCAUCUGACAUUAUAUUGAUUUCUUGUAUGUACUCUAUAUAAUGACUCAUUACUCUAUAUGAUGACUCAUUACGCUAUAUGAUGACUCAUUACUCUAUA